CUGCAGAGCAGGGGUCGGGUUAAAAAAAACUACAACUGCCAGAUCACCUCGCUUCCACAUUAUUUCCGGUCCUGCGCGGUUUCCGGAGCGGAUUGGAACCCGGAGUCAGGAUUCAGUUAAUUUCUGGUCGUUGAAAACCAGGUUUUCAGAAUGGCUGAAGGUGGACCAGAUGAAUUUAUUUGGUGCGAGGACUGUGGGCAGUAUCAUAACAGCGAAUGCCCAGAACUGGGACCCGUCGUGACUGUGAGAGACUCCUUUGUGCUGAGCAGAGCGAGGUCAUCUCUGCCGGACAGCCUGCAGAUCCGGAGGCUGGCGGAUGGAGCAGAGGGGGUCUUUGCUCUGGCUAAGCUGGUGAAGCGCACCCAGUUCGGACCAUUCGAGGCGAAGAAAGUGACCGGACUGGACAAGGAAGAAGUGCCGUUCCCCUUGAAGGUGUUCCAGAAGGACGGCCUGGUGGUUUGUUUUGACUACAGUAAUGAAGACGACUGUAACUGGAUGGGGCUGGUCAGGCCGGCCACUGAUUACAAACACCAGAACCUGACGGCCUAUCAGCAAGGCAGUGAUGUCUAUUUCAACACCUCCCAGGAUAUCCAGCCGGGGACUGAGCUGCGGGUCUGGUACGGUGCUUUUUAUGCAAAGAGGAUGGAGAAGCCUGUGCUGAAGCCAGUCGCUUUUCCACCAACAGACGUGGUCAGCACUUCCCCGUCGAAGUAUGAAGUGAUGGGAGGGAACGCUCUGAAGAACCAUGGCAUGGGGUCUCCUGAAGCAGCAGCUUCCGAUUCCAGAGUCCCGACUCCUGCAGUUGGAGGCCAGAGCAGUGUCGCCCAGGCGGUGGAGUGCAGUCAGUGGACUUGUAAAGUUUGCUCUGCAGUCUUUCUGGAGCCACAGCUUCUAACGGAUCAUCUAUUGAUCCACCUGGAGGAGGUGAAAGGGGCGUGUCAGUCAAUGAGUGCGGCCCCGCCCCCUCCUCCUCUUGAACAGGAACCGGAAGUGGUGCCCCCUGACCCUACUGUAAUCCCCCGUGUCGCCACGCCCCCUCCGGAUCCCAAGCGCAAACCAGGAAGAGUACGGAAGCCCAAAGUUCCCAAAACAGACCCCAUCCCGGUUUUAGGAGAGCAGAUGGACAGCACAGCUGAUGCUGUACCCGCACUCCCAGUGGGGGAGAUGAUUACAGCUGGAGCCCCGGAGCCUCAACAGCAAGACCUCGCGGCCGGAGCAGAACCCGUCCCAGGGAAGCUACAGAGAAUGAGUCGCACCAUGCUGCCUGCUGGGAAGUCUGGAGUUCGGAAGAGGUUCAUGAGGUCGGCAGGGGAGCACAAGAGGGUUUAUCAGUGCAAUCUCUGCAACAAGGUGUUUCAGAACAGCAGCAACCUCAAUCGCCACAUCCGCUCCCACGGAGAUAAACUUUUCAAGUGUGACGAGUGUGAUAAGCUGUUCAGCCGCAAGGAGUCUCUGAAGCAGCACAUCUCAUACAAGCACAGCAAGAACGAGAUUGACAUGGAGUACAGGUACAGGUGCCUCACAUGUGAGAAGGCAUUCAGGGUGGAGAGCGCUCUCAAAUUCCACAACUGCAGGACAGAUGAUAAAACAUUCCAGUGUGAGAUUUGCUCGCGCUUCUUCUCAACAAACAGCAACCUCUCGAAGCACAAGAAGAAGCACGGAGAGAAGAUGUACACCUGUGAGAUCUGCAACAAAAUGUUUUACAGGAAGGACGUCAUGCAGGACCAUCAGCGGAGGCACAUUGUGGGUCCGAAGCACAUGAAGAGGGAAGACCUUGCUAACGGUGAGGAAGGGACUAAAUACAGGAAGGAGCCAUCUGCCUGUCCCAUAUGUGGAAAGGUGUUCUCGUGCAGGAGUAACAUGAACAAGCACCUCCUCACUCACGGAGAUAAGAAGUACACGUGUGAGAUCUGUGGACGCAAGUUCUACCGGGUCGACGUUCUGAGGGACCACAUCCACGUGCAUUUCAAGGACAUUGCCUUGAUGGACGAGCAUCAGAGGGAGGAGUUCAUCGGUAAAAUCGGGAUCUCGGUGGAGGAUGAGGAUGGAGAUUCGGAGGAAGAGGAUGGAGAGGAUGACAUGGAGCUGCACAAGUACAGCUGCAAGCGAUGCCAGGUGACCUUCGCUAAAGGCAGGGAUUACCUGAGACACAUCAUGGAGCUGCACAAGGAGAAGGGGUACGGCUGUAACAUCUGCAACCGCCGCUUCGCCCUGAAAGCCACCUACAACGCGCACAUGGUGAUCCACAGGGAGAACCUGCCUGACCCCAACGUGCAGAGGUAUAUUCAUCCAUGUGAAAUCUGUGGGAGGAUAUUUAACAGCAUUGGCAACCUGGAAAGACACAAAAUUAUACACACAGGUGUGAAGAGCCAUGGUUGUGAUCGGUGUGGGAAGUCCUUUGCUAGGAAAGACAUGCUGAAGGAGCACCUGAGGGUCCACGACAACAUCCGAGAUUACCUGUGUGCGGAGUGCGGGAAAGGAAUGAAGACGAAGCACGCACUGCGUCACCACAUGAAGCUGCACAAGGGCAUUAAGGAGUACGAGUGUAAAGAAUGCAGCCGCAAAUUCGCACAGAAGGUCAACAUGCUGAAGCACUACAAGAGACACACUGGAAUCAAAGAUUUCAUGUGUGAGCUGUGUGGAAAGACGUUUAGCGAGAGGAACACCAUGGAAACACACAAACUGAUUCACACAGUUGGUAAGACCUGGACGUGCUCAGUGUGUGAUAAGAAGUACGUCACCGAGUACAUGUUGCAGAAACACGUCCAGCUGACUCACGAGAAGGUGGAGGCACAGAGCUGCCACCUGUGUGGGACGAAGGUGUCCACCAGAGCCUCCAUGAACCGGCACAUGAGACGCAAGCACCCUGAGAUCAUAUCCGUGAGGAUCGAUGACUUUGAGGAUGAGCUACAUGAAGGCAGCACCAUUGAUGCCUCCACUAUUAGCAUUGUGCAGCCGCAGCUGGCCCUGGACGAGGCUGACCUGCCGGGGGAGAAGCCGGCGAGGACUCCCAGGCCAGCGAAGAAGAAGCGGAAAAGCUCUGCCGGGGAGGAGGGGGAGCAGCCUGCCUACAGCGGGUACACAGACAAGGAGGUGGAGUUCACAGGGAGCCUGGGAGACGAGACCAGCUCUGCAGUGCAGAGCAUUCAGCAGGUGGUGGUGACCAUGGCGGACCCCAGUGUGACGGCCGCCCCCUCCAGCUCCAUGGGGCUGACCAGCAUCUCGGUCACCCCCAUCACCACCGCGGCGGGAGGGCAGUUCACCAGCCUGCAGCCUGUAGCAGUCAGCCACCUGAGCCCUGGCGACCCGCAGCUCGCCCUGGACAGCUCCAUCCUGACGGUGACCUUCGACGCGGUCAGCGGCUCGGCCACGCUGCUCAACCGGCCCGCUGACCUGCAGCUCCCCUCGGUGCAGGGGCCCGGGGCCCCGGCGCAGUCCGUCGCCCACUUCAUCAACCUGGCCACCUUUGUGAACCCCAUCACCAACCCGGCCCUCGCCUGGAGGCCACUCACCCCCUCCGAGGGCAGCCCCACCGACGGGCUGCAGCCCCAGCAGCAGCAGGGGGACGGGGCGGGGGGCCAGCAGGCCGAGCAGGAGGUGCCUGUGCAGGAGCAGGGCCAGGAGGAGGGGGAGCAGCAGCAGCAGCAACAGCAGCAGAUGUACGGUUACUGAUCAGCUGCUGCAUUCUUUCAACCCGCCCUCGAACCAGAAUUCUGUAAUGAUGGGAGUGCUGCUGCUGCUGCUGCUGCUGCUGCUGCUUGGGAGGAGUGCUGUAGCCGGGCUUGAGAAAACAAAAAGGAUAUCAUGAACAAAAAAGAAUCAAACACAAAACAGAACACAUUGCAGGGGAGGUGGAUAUUAAGGCAGUGUAGCCCGCGGAGGUGCGUGGCAUUGUGGGAUAUCCGCGUUCCUUGGCCCCAGUGCCGCAUUGCGGUUAUACAUGCAGCUAUGAGAUGACUUGACAUUAAAAACAGCAAACAGAAAAACGGUGGCUUAAGAAAUCUGCCCUGUCUUUUUCUUCUUGUAUUUUUUUUCCUGUAAGAAAGCGGAUCAGUGCACCGCGCUGCCUCUGGUUUCUCAUUCUCAGCUCCACUGUAUUCUUGUUAGGUGUGUUUGUUUUGGAGGGAGGGAUGCAUUUAUGUGAUGCCGUCACCUAUUCUGUGUUGCAGCAUUAAACAAAAAAAAACAAACUACCAUGUGUGAUUUGUAAAUGAAAGCAGGCACAGUGUAUCCUGUGUCUUGACUGCAUGGUUGCAAUUGGCUUGGCGUCUUUCUCAAAAGGCUCUGAGCAGCAGCCAGUAGCAGGCAGAAGUAUCUGGACUCGUAUCUCUGCUGUUGAACAUUGGAACUAUAGCUCUAGAAACACUAAAUAUAAAAGGCUCAGCCCUUCUGUGCUUGGGAGACGAUGUAGCUCCAGGAUCACUGUGACAGUUUUGCAUGAAGAGCUGCGGGACUACAAGUACCAGAAUGCAGUGGGGCACGAGCUCCGUGACCCUGCCUGGAGCUACAUGCUCACACUAUGCUGAUGUUCUAGACUUCACAGCAUAACCUUCCUGUGUUAAAGAGGGCGUGAGAAUGAAGAGACAAAGCUCCACGUGUCCUGAUCAGUGAAACAGUAAACGCUUUGUGUUUCAAGACAGCCUUGUGGUGUCGGUUCACUUCUGCUCAACCAGGCUGCACUUGGACUAUAUAUAUGAAUGAUAGUCAUACGAAGGAUGUGUGCAGUCAUUGCUUCUGAUCUCCUUCUCUGAGCCUCUGGAAUAUUGUUUGUUUGAUGCAGUAAUGUCAAUAAGGUUUUACAAAUCAUUCCCUUGCCUCUCAUUAGUACUGCAUCAUGUUGAUCUCAUUUAGUUUUUACCUGGUUUGGGCUGCACUUUUAUUGAAGGGAAUCCUGCCACAAAACUACAGGUUCAUUUGCUGUGUUUACAUGUUUUAGGAUUCCCCCUGCUGCCCGCAGGACACUACAGUGGGUUCCUAUUCCCUGUAACACAUGAAAUUCACUUUUAUCCCUGUGGCAGCUUAAACAGGCUUCACAGGAGUCAACAGAAAAUAAAGUUUAGGUCAUAAAAAGAUAAACAGAAAAACCAAACCGCUUGAAUGCUGCUCCGCUGUUCAGAGACAGGAGGGGCUCUUCAUUCUGGGAGGGAAAGAUCCCAUUUUCAAAUAAGUGUCUGUUUAUGAUGAGUUCAGCUUGUAGAGAUGUGAAAGUUUGUCCUGGUUCUUUCACUCCCUGUAGGAAUUCAAUUGGAAAUAUAAUGACGUUUAAAUUACUCACACUUCUAGUGAAGGUGUAAAUACCUGUGCCAGGUGAAGAAUGCAAUAUUACACUGGAAAGUGACUUCAGGUUAUCUAUUCAGACCGACACAAAUGCAAAGGAUCAAGCAAAACAUGCAAGACCAUAAAAUGAAAGUUUGAAGUCAGAGCUCUGCAGGAAGGUGCGCUUCACGGAAAAAGAAGGCUUUGUGUGCAGGCCUUGCACAGCCGCGUGCAGGGGGUGUGUCUGGAAGAUGGAAGGAGCGCACAAGGAAUGGGCAAGAUUUCAACUGCCUCUAUUUGGGAACGCUUUGUUAGAGACAGUGAUGGGUUUGGUUAGAUUUUUUUAAUGAUAUAUAUUUUUUUUUUUAUUGAAAUAUAAGACUUUUUUUUCAUGCUCGCCUGUCGUGAUUUUAAUUUCGUUUUAUGUUUUAUCGUAUGUGAGUUGCAAGUGUUGUGUGUAUGGGGUUACCAACAAAGGACUGCCUCUAUUAAACUGUAGAGCUUUGCUGGAACGUGUGCAGAGCACAAAGUGCUGGAACUCUUAACCAGUGAGAACCUGACCAGCUGUGUGUUCUAAAACCAGGCUGAAAAAGGGAACCCUACGACUGAGGCACAGUCAUUUCAGAGUCCUGUGACUGUCAGGGAAUACAGGAAAACUAAAGGAGAGAGAAACGAGUCCAGGGUUAGAAAAGCAGCACUGAGAAUCACUAGAAAUUACAUUUCAAACAUUUGUAUCAUUAUUCCAUACUGUCAUUGUUAAGCACAACUGAAGAGUGAAAAAACAAUUGCAAUAAUAAUAAUAAUAAUAAUAAUAAUAAUAAUGCAACUGAUAUAUUUGAGUGUUGUUUAAA
This is a messenger RNA of Acipenser ruthenus (sterlet), 6107 nucleotides long. Its product is annotated as PR domain zinc finger protein 15-like. The record is from RefSeq and is a predicted model, not a curated record. Gene Ontology annotation, biological process: cell fate commitment; regulation of transcription by RNA polymerase II. Gene Ontology annotation, molecular function: RNA polymerase II cis-regulatory region sequence-specific DNA binding; DNA-binding transcription factor activity; histone deacetylase binding. Bases 151 to 3672 code for a protein of 1173 amino acids. Gene Ontology annotation, cellular component: cytoplasm; nucleus. NCBI's taxonomy places the organism in Eukaryota, Metazoa, Chordata, Actinopteri, Acipenseriformes, Acipenseridae. The transcript has 26 exons.